UCCGUUUUUUAUUCGUCCAUGCAUUGCUUAGGCCGGUGGAAAAUGGCGUCAAGAUAAGGACGUUCCAGCUUUAUUCAUGUCGUAGAAUAACAAAAGAUACUAAAAUUCGAAGUUAUAAAGUGGGAAGAUAAAUCAUCAAGCAUGACACAGUUCCUACCACCAAAUUUGCUGGCGCUGUUUCAAGCGCGGGAUGCUAUCCCAUUCUUGCCUCCGCCAAAUAAGAGGAAACCUAACGAACAACCGUACAGUGGAGUCUCCUCCUACCUGACUUUAUUUGAGGACCCAAAAGACACACCCCCACCAACAAGGGGUGAGACAAAACAAGAAAAGCAAGAGAGAAAGAGAAGAGAGAAAAUGGCACUUGUGGAAAAGGAAUUAGAAGAAAAAAUGGCUGACUGGGACCCUCAUUCUGACGCAAAUGCUGAUGGUGACCCUUUUAAAACACUAUUCGUGGCUCGAAUUAACUUUGAGACUACUGAAUCAAAACUAAGAAGAGAGCUAGAAGUUUAUGGUCCUGUUGUCAAGAUCAAUAUGAUAUAUGACAAGGUGAAAGGCAAAUCAUUGGGCUACGCUUUUGUAGAGUUUGAACAUGAACGAGAUAUGCAUGCGGCCUACAAAAAUGCCGAUGGUAAAAAGAUCGAUGGACGCAGAAUUCUUGUUGAUGUUGAAAGAGGAAGAACGGUCAAAAGCUGGCGACCCCGAAGGCUUGGUGGUGGACUUGGAGGCACUCGUCGUGGUGGUCCAGAUGUAAACAUUAAGAUCUCAGGAAGAGUUGACAGUUACGAAAACAGAGAGGAGAACGAAAGAGAACGAGACAGAGAACGUGAUGUAGACAGAGACAAGAGGCGACGGAGUAGAUCACGUGAUAGAGAAAACAGAGAUCGACGGGACCGUAAAAGAGAAAGGGAUCGUGAUCGUGAUAGAGAUCGUGAUCGUGACAGAGAUCGUGAUCGCGAUCGUGUAAGAGAAAGAGAUCGCGACCGUGAUCGUGAUAGAGAUCGUGACCGUGAUCGUGAAAGAGAUGACCGUGAUGACAGAAGAGGUCGUCGUGACAGAGAACGUGACCGAAGUGAUCGUGACCGUGAUCGUGGUCGUGAUAGAGAUCGCGAUAGAGAUCGUGAUCGUGACAGAAGUGAUCGUGAUGAUAGUGAUGCCAGAAGAAACAGGGAUCGUAGCAGAAGCGGUUAUGACGAGGAUGAGCGCGGCAAACGCGACGAAGAUGGCGAGGAACGUGAUCGAUAUCAAGGCAGCCGUGAUGGUUAUGAUGAUGAUAAAGAGAGCUAUCGCUAUGAAGGCAGCAGAGAUUACGGCAAUGAUUAUGGAAACGGAGAAAUGCAGGUUGGCGAUGAAUAGCUGACCCUUGUACUAUCAGAAGGACCCACCUACUAUUCCAAGCCGUUAUUAUUAGGCUAGAUAUCCUUUGUUAGUAUUACCCGCGUAACUUUUAUCUUGGAAUUUGAAAACGGCUGUUUAUAGAUAACUAGGCAAUGAAAUGGGUCUAAAAACGGACAUCCGAUAAAAUAGUUGUAAUGAAACAAGGAUGAUUUAAGAAUAAUGUAUCGAUAACUAGAGAUGGAGGUUGUAACUCAAGUUCUUAGAGGCUACUACUCCUUUGCAAGAAAAGAAAAAUUGCUUUUAUGGA
Molecule: messenger RNA, 1642 nt
Organism: Rhopilema esculentum
Lineage: Eukaryota; Metazoa; Cnidaria; Scyphozoa; Rhizostomeae; Rhizostomatidae
Product: U1 small nuclear ribonucleoprotein 70 kDa
Biological process (GO): mRNA splicing, via spliceosome
Cellular component (GO): U1 snRNP; U2-type prespliceosome; precatalytic spliceosome
Molecular function (GO): mRNA binding; U1 snRNA binding
Source: RefSeq, a predicted model, not a curated record